AUGGCUCGACUAAGCAUCCUUGCUCUGUCAACUCUGCCAGCCAUAUGGGCACUUACCCACGAUGACGGUACCGGAAGACUGCCUGCCAUGGGCUGGAACAGCUGGAACGCGUACCACUGCGACAUCACAGAGGACAAGAUGAUGGCCGCCGCCAACGACAUCGUCCAAAAGGGCUUCCAAGCAGCUGGCUACGACUAUGUCAUCCUGGACGACUGCUGGUCUAUUCAGAGCGGUCGAGAUCCUAACACGAACCGUCUUCAGCCGAACACGAGCAAAUUCCCCGAUGGCAUCAGUGGUUGGGCUGACAAAGUUCACAAUCUCGGCCUCAAGACUGGCAUCUACAGCAGCGCUGGCGAGACCACUUGUGGUGGAUAUCCUGCCAGCUUGGGCUAUGAGACGAUUGACGCUGCUACGUUUGCGGAAUGGGGUAUUGACUACCUCAAGUAUGACAACUGCGGAGUCCCUUCCAUUUACGAUGAAUCUUGUUACAGCUGCAAUGCCGAUCCAACCUAUGCAACUAACCUGGUGAACGGGACAUGUCUCUACACCACUGUCCAAACUGGAGCCUCAAAUAUGAUGCCCAUUUGCCUCCCUGUUUGGCCCGUCGAUGGAAGAGACUACUCUCAGUCGAAUAGUUCGGAAAGAUACCGGGCUAUGGGAGAUGCACUUGCCGCCCAGAACAGGACAAUUCUUUUCAGUCUCUGCAAUUGGGGUACCGAUGAGGUUUAUACGUGGGCGAAUAACACUGGCAAUUCGUGGAGAAUGAGUAACGAUAUCCAACCCACCUGGGGCGAUGUUACCCGCAUUCUCAAUAUGAACUCGUUCCUCGGUGACUUUACGGACUUCUUUGGGCACAAUGAUCCUGAUAUGCUCGAAGUGGGCAAUGGAGAUUUGACGCCUGAAGAGACUCGCACUCACUUUUCGCUCUGGGCUCUGAUGAAAGCACCGCUUCUCAUUGGCACGGACAUCACGCAACUGAGUCAAGACAACAUCGACAUCUUGCAGAACCAGCAUUUGAUUGCGUUCAACCAAGAUUCGGUUUAUGGCAAGCCGGCUGUGCCUUACAAAUGGGGAAUAAACCCAGACUGGACAUACAACUCAACAAACCCAGCCGAAUUCUGGUCGGGCCCGUCAUCCAAGGGUACCAUGGUCGCCCUCUUCAACUCACUCAACGCAAGCCGAACAAUGACUCUCGACUACACUGAGAUUCCAGGGCUGACCUCUGGUUCCUACUCGGUGCUCAACGCAUGGACUGGCGAGGAUUUGGGCUGCAAGCAAGGUCCCUUCGACACGACUGUCAAUUCCCACGAUACUGCUGUCUAUCUCCUACAGAACGCAUGUUAG
This is a messenger RNA of Zasmidium cellare ATCC 36951, 1344 nucleotides long. Its product is annotated as glycoside hydrolase family 27 protein. Gene Ontology annotation, biological process: carbohydrate metabolic process. Gene Ontology annotation, molecular function: hydrolase activity, hydrolyzing O-glycosyl compounds. The transcript has 6 exons. The record is from RefSeq and is a predicted model, not a curated record. The coding region runs from base 1 to 1344 and encodes 447 amino acids. NCBI's taxonomy places the organism in Eukaryota, Fungi, Ascomycota, Dothideomycetes, Mycosphaerellales, Mycosphaerellaceae.